AAUAUUUUUGUGUGAACCUGGCAAUCCUGAUCAACUCUUGAGAGAACUUUACUGUGUUUGUUCUAUGAUUUGUAUAAUGAUCUUGAAAGUAGAAUUAACUAUUACGUGACCGAUACCAAUUCCCUGGAUUUUUUACACUGAUUAUUGCGAUGCCCUGGUCAAGAGAAAGAUGGUGCAGAUAUUGGUAAAAGUGGAAGGCCAAUUCUCAUUAUUGGAUAUCAUAUUUUAUAUGGGAAGAUAGUUGAAAAUAAUCCACCAAUAGCUAUUUUGAAGCGGUCACGGUCCUCACAUGCUCUCUCUUCAGAUCCAGUGUCUAAUGAUAAAAUUUCAUCUACACAGUAUACAGUUUUAGCUUUAGUGAAAAAAAAGAUUACUUUCAGGACAAGACCUAAACCUAUAAUUUCGGUGUGCCAUUAGACAAAUUAUGUACAACGAAGAAUUUGAUUAUUAUCCAGAGCCUCAACGUAAUAUGCGCUAUGAGAAGACUCCACAUGGUCCUCCUAACCGUGGACCUCCAGGACACAUGCGAGGGCCCCCUGGGCCUGGGCCUGGACCAGGAAUGCGUCGGCGAAUGAUGUCGGAUGGUGGUGGUCCUCCUUCAAAUUUCAGAGGUUCUGGUCCUCGUGGUGGUGAUCCUAUGUAUGAAAAUGACUACCCACAGUCUCAUGGAAUGCCAUCGAUGGGUAUGGGUGGACAUCAGAAUAUGCCUAGAGGUCCUCCAGGGCAUUACGGUGGUGGCUCUCCACAGCAUAUGGGUGGUAAUCCACAAUUUAGUUCACCUCGUCAGCCUCAACCAGGCAUGCCUGGAAAAGGACACUUUCAAAGGCCACCAAUGGUUCCUCCAUUUGGUGUUCCUCCUCCAAGUUUUUCUGGUAGCGGUCCUCACUCACAAAACCGCAACCCUCAGUCUAGCAAUCAUGCUUCAUCUAACUCUGGUAAUUCACCAAAUACUCAAAAUGUACCUAACAUAGACCUCAGUGGAGAGUUAUGGGUUGAAACUAAAACAAGUGAAGGAAAGCUGUACUAUUAUAAUGCAAGAACUCGUGAAUCUGCUUGGACAAAACCUGAAAAUGUUAAAAUUCUGAAUCAAGAACAAAUUGAGGCAAUGGCUGCUGCAGCUGGUCCAGGUAAUGCCUCUGAUUCUGCAAAUCAGAAAAACGAAAGUCAAAAGAACAAUUCGCACGUUAAUCCUACAACAACAACAACUACUACUACUACUAAUCAAUAUUUUGUUCCCAUGGGCUCCAUGCCUAGGAUGGGACCAAUGCAAGGACCAAAUAUGCUCCCCCCUCCUGCAUUUGGAAUGCCCCCACCUCCAUUUGGAAUGCCACCUCCUGGAAUGGUUGCUGGUCCUGGCUAUCCUUUUAUGCCCCCUCCAGCAUUUUCUGUUCCUAUGGGUGUAUCUGCACCUGUUUCUAAUUCAACAACAGUUUCAUCAGAUUCUUCUGCUUCUAGUAGUGUUACCUCUGAGAUUAAGCUUGAAAAUGAUGAUAGUAAUCUCUCUGUACCUGAACUGAAAAGUAAAGUUGAUGAUUGGGGGGAGUAUAAAGCUCCAGAUGGGAGAAGUUAUUAUUAUAAUAAGGUCACUAAUGAAUCAGUUUGGGAAAAACCCCAAGCAUUAAUUGAUGCUGAAAUGAAUGAAGAAAAUAAGGAUUCAAUAUCUAGCGAUGUGGAAAACACUGAUAUGACCAAAGAUGGAGGUGAUGCACAAAAUGAUCAAGAUAAUACUAUGUCAAUGGAUGUUGAGGAAUCGGAUGUUGAAUUAACAGAAUCCAAAGUUGAAGGUGCUGAAGUAGAUUCUGAUGCUGUUAAUAAGAUGGAAAUUCGAGAAAAUGGAACUGACACUGGUGCAGAUAAAGAUGUCACAGAAGUCAGUGAGGAAUCUGCUCCAGUAGAACAAGAACAAACAUCCACUGAGCAACAAGAAGCACAGAAAACAGUGGACAAAUCUCGUCCUGUAUCUAGUACUGCUAUCCCAGGAACACCGUGGUGUGUUGUAUGGACAGGUGAUGGACGUGUUUUCUUCUUCAAUCCGAGCUCUCGCAAGUCUGUGUGGGAGAAACCUGAUGAAUUAAAAGGGCGCGCUGAUGUUGAAAAAUUGGUUCAAGUUCCCCCAACUCCUCAUUCUGAUACUGCUGCUGUUAAAGAAGGUGAAAAAACUGAAAAAGCAGAAACAGAAGCUGAUCCUGCUCCUGAAGCUAAAAAAAUUAAACUUGAAGAAACAACAGAAGAAGAAGAAGAAGAAAAAAAGGCUGUAAAAAUUAAAAAUGAAACAAAAAAUAAUAUUAACCCUGGUAAACAGUCAGCUAUUGAUGCUGAAUUAGCUGCUGCAAAGGAAAGGGCACAAAUUUCUUUAGAUGUCCGUAUGAAACAGUUCCGGGAGCUACUAGUACAGAGAAAUGUUUCAGCUUUUUCAACAUGGGAGAAGGAAUUGCAUAAAAUUGUUUUUGACCCUCGUUACUUGCUUAUUACUAGCAAAGAAAGAAAGCAAGUCUUUGAAAAGUAUGUGAAAGAUCGAGCUGAGGAAGAAAGAAAUGAAAAAAGGAAAAAAAUGCGAGAACAUAAAGAGAAUUUUAGAAAACUUCUUGAAGAAGCUUCAUUAAAUACCAAAUCAACCUUCAGUGAUUUUGCACAACGCUAUGGGAAAGAUGAACGCUUCAAAGCUAUUGAAAAAAUGCGUGAUCGAGAGAGCAUAUUUAAUGAUUAUUUGCAGGAUAUACGUAGGAAAGAAAGAGAUGAACGUUCUACUCAAAGGGAGAAAUCAAAGAAAGGUUUCAUUGAGUUAUUAAAAGAGCAGAAAAACCUGGAUAAGCACAGUCGUUGGAAUGAUAUUAAAAAAACACUUGCAGAAGACCCUCGUUAUAAAGCAGUAGAUAGUAGCUCUUUACGUGAAGAAUGGUUUAAGGAAUAUAUUGGGAUAUGCAAAGGAACAUCAAAAGAUAAGGAUAAGGAAAAGGAAAAAGAUAGAGAUAGAGAUAAAGAUGAAGAUGGUAAUGUUAAGGAACGUGAAAAACUAGAAAGAAUGGAAGCUAGCAUUCGUGAAAGAGAAAAAGAAGUACAACAGGCGUUGUCUACACAUUUAAGACAGCGUGAUAAAGAACGAGAGCUGCAUAAACAUGAGGAAGCUAUCCAACAUUUUAAAGCUUUACUGACCGAUUUGGUGCGUUCCCCAGAUGUAUCCUUUCAUGAAGUCAAGAAAACAUUGAGAAAAGACCAUCGCUGGGAUAUGGUAGGUGAAUUGACUAGAGAAGAACGAGAAAGAGUUUAUGAGGAGCACAUUAGUGUACUCUUUCGUAAAAAGAAAGAAAAAUUUCGUGAACUUUUAGAUGAAACUCCCGAGAUUACUUUAACUUCAAGUUGGAAAGAAAUAAAAAGAUUGAUCAAAGAUGAUCCUAGGUGUUCUAAAUUUUCAUCUAGUGAUAGAAGGUGUGAAAAGGAAUUCAAGGAAUAUUUGAAAGACAGAUUGGUUGCAGCUAAAGCUGAUUUUAGAGAACUUCUUAAGGAAACAAAAAUAAUAACUUACAAAUCUAAAAAACUGAUUGAAGAAACUGAUCAUCUAAAAGAUAUAGAGAAAGUUUUACAAAAUGACAAGCGUUAUUUAGUGUUACAGUGUAUAGCAGAUGAACGGAAUGAACUUCUUAUGUCUUACAUUGAUACAUUGGACAGAAAAGGCCCUCCUCCUCCACCCACUGCAUCAGAACCUGCUCGACGAACCACAAAAUAAACUUAUCAUCUUGAUCAUGUUUGCUGCCCAGACGUAUUUUACUUUAGAGUUGUUCGUACAUAGAUAAUUCCAAAUUGAAACUUUUUUAUAAACAGGGAAGAGGGAAAUGUAAUGAUAAAGUAUGUAUUGUACCAUUUUCCAUUAAAUUUUAAAACUUGAUAUUUUUCUGUUAAAAAUGACUGUGUGUAAACAUAUUCGGGUAAAGUGUUAAUUAUGUAAACAUUUUGAUAGUAAGUGGUCAAACAUUCUUUUUGGUUAUCCACUUUGCAGUUGAGGCUUUUUAGAAACCCAUCAGAUAAAUUUGAAAUAUAUCAAAGAUGUUCAGAGCUGUAAAAUUUUAAUUCUUUCAAUGGUUUAAUUCACUAGAAAUUCUUUUCAAUGAUUUGAAGGUAUAAUGGCUAUGUGCUCUGAAACUGUUACUGUUUGAAAUCUUUUAAAUUUGUUGUAUUUUCAUAAUACAUGUAUUUUAUAUUUUCUUAACUAAAUUUGCUUCAACUCAAAUGAAAAAAUAAUUUACUUUAGAUAUCCUCUGAGAAGAGACAGUUUUAUGACUGACUUUAAUAAACAUAAAACUAAAGUCUUAAAUUUAAUAUGUAUAAAAUGCAAUUGUAUGUAAUGUGCACAUACACAAUUUUUCUUAACUUCAUUACCAGUGGCUUAAGAUAACUACUGUAUUAUAAUUCUUUCAAUUAUGUAUCUAUGCAUUUUAUGUUAGAAUCUGGGUCCAAUUUUACUUAAGUGUGAAAAAUAGAUGUACUUUUAUUGUAUCUUUAUAAAUUUUGUUCAACUUUAAUGUUUCAGGAGUGAAAUUAGAAAUGUAUACAAUUCUUGCUUUGCCCAUAUCAAAAGUUAUUUGAUAGCUGUACUUCUUAAAUUUAACUAAUGGUUUUUGCUGAAGCAAAUUUUAUUUCUAAAAAAUAUUAUCUGUUAAUGACUUGCAGUAUUAUUCCCCUGUUAUUAUAAUUACCCAUAUAUUCUAAUUGUUUGAAAAAUUACUGACAUCUAUACUAUGCAACUUCUAUACUAUGCAAUUUUUGUAACAUGUAGUUCAUUUGCCUGAACUUAAGACAAUACAACAGCAAGUGUCUUGAUGAUAAAAGAUUAUUUUAAAUAAAAUUCCUUUUUUAUGGAAACAUGCAAUGAAAAAUGACAAUUUCAGAUAAUUACAGAAAAUAGCAAUGGCAGAUAAACAGCUUUUUUCUGUUAUUUCGUUAAUGUAUUCAAAUAUUCAUUAAGAUGCUGAAAUUAUACUAUCUUUCAUGUUUUUCAUUUUUAGAAAAUGCUCUUUUAUAGUUUAUAUCUAGUGUGUUGUUUCUUUGAGAUGAUACAAACAUGAUCUUUAACCAUAUUCUGUUUGUAUUAUUUGAUGAAACAUUUAAACACCUUUAAUACUCUCUUUUCAUAAUUAUUAAAAAAAUUCAGAUAUUAAUUUAUGUAAGGGAUAAUCAACAUUCCUAUUUGAGUUAUCAAAACUUUUAUAUUAUUUAAAUUCUCAAAGAAUUAAGAGUUUAUGCUGAAGAACAUUAAAAAUCUGGAUUAUCUGAUCAUUUCCUGUUUGCCUUAAAAGAAUUAUAAAAUCAUUGAAGCAUAAAAUGCCACUGCUGUUCUUUUUAUCUGACUAUAAAUGAGAAUUGCAAGAUUCAUUUGUAAAAUAACGUCUUGUAUUUUGUUUUAAAUGCAAUACUUAAGACGUAUGUUAUUCUUAUUAGAGCAAUAAAUUAUAGGAAUUUCUUCUCUUGUAGAUGCCUAUUAUAAAUUAUGCUGAUAUUUUUAUAUAUUAUCUACCUAAUCUUCAGAUAUGUUUGUUAUGGAAUUCAAAAAAUUUGGAUGUGUUCAUUUUAGGGUAGUAAAUAAAGAAGUGGUAACAUAGCUAUAACAAAAUUAUUGAAUGCAUGAGCAAUAUAGUAUUACAUACCUUUAGCAUAAUCACUAGAAUAGAAAAGUGCUGCACCUUUUCCCAAAUUCCUAGAUAAUGUUAAGAAUAAAAUGCUUGUUGAUCACAUUGGUGGCAUGUGUGCCUUAUAAUAACAAAAUUAGAUGCCUUCAUAAUCCAUAAUCCAAUUCUGAAUAUGUUAUUGUUGAUAUUUCAUCAGAAUUCCACAUGUAUUUUUGCCAGAAGUCCCCUUGAGUUUAAUUUUGAGUACUAGCUACCUUUUGUAAAUAUACACUUUAGAACAAUUUAAAUGAUCUUCCGCUUGCAACAACCUUACUGAUUGAUUGGUGUUUAUGGCCUUUAUGAAUCAACAAAACCAUCAACUUGUGGUACUAUUAUCCUGUUUGUUUGAGUAUGUGCAGUCUUAUUCAGCUAUGUUACCAUGACUUUAUUUAUGACCUUUGUACAUAUUUAUAUCCUGUUAGCAAUAACAACAACUGUAGUACCAAUAUCUUGUUUGAAUAUUUGCAGUCUUGCAACUUAUUCAGCUGUGUGGCCAUGACUUUUGUACAUAAUUAUAUCUGUUUGUCAGCAAUAACAUCAACUUGUGGUACUUAUAUCCUGUUUGAGUAUGUGCGAUUUUGCAACCAGCUAUGAUCCAUGCCUUUAUUUAUGGCCUUUGUACAUAAUUAUACCCUGUUAGUCUGAAUUAUUGGUCCUGCCAUGUUGAUAAAGCAAUUAAUUUACAUUAAAUUUAAUUUAAACUAAUUUUUAAAAUUAAUUUCUUUUGUAUCUCUCAGAAAAAUUCUUUAUGGAUUUUUCUGCAUUUUAAAAUUUUAAGCAAGCUGGAAUUCUGAAAGUAAUUGGUACAAAUUUAAUUUUGCUCUCCUUAUUUAACAUUAUGAAAAUGUAUUCCCCCCCAUAACAUUUGUUUUUUUUCAAACUGCAAUUUAGCUUAUGCUAUUUACAGUUUAAAAAAUUUCUAUAUGUUUUUAUUUUCUAAAGAACAGUUAAAAUUAGGUAUGUAAUUUUAUUUGAAUGAUUGGAUGAGUUUAGAAAUUUGAGUGACUGAAAAUCUGAGUCUCAUUUAUUAAACAUUAACUUGUGCCUUGAUCCAUAUUCAAAACAAAUCUUGUCAGCACUCUCUCUUUGUGAUUGAUUACUUUAAAUUUUCAUCUAAAAUGUUUAAUAAGACACUGUAACUCAAGAAAAUAACAGAUUAAUCUUUCCUGUUGAUGAGUGGUUAAAAUGUUCAUAUUAAUCAAUCAGUGAGUAUGUGCAGUCUUGUAACUUAUUCAGCUGUGUUGCCAUGGCUUUAUUUAUGACCUUUGUACAUAAUUACAUCCUGUUGUCAGGCAAUAACAUCAACUUGUGGUACCUAUAUCCUGUUUGAGUUAUGUGUAGUCUUGCAACUUAUUCAGCUAUGAUCCAUGCCUUUAUUUAUGGCCUUUGUACAUAAUUAUACCCUGUUAGCCUGAAUUAUUGGCCCUGCCAUUUUGAUAAAGCUACUAAAUUACAUUAAGUUUAAUUUAAACUUUCUAUAAAAUUAUAUGAAAAUUAAUUUCUCUUGUAUCUUUAAGAAAAAUGAUCUUAAUGGGUUUUUAUGCUUUUUAAAAAUUUAGGCAAGAGAAAGGUAAUUUUGUCUGAAGGUAAUUUUGUACAAAUUUCUUUUUGUUCUCCUGAUAAAACAUUAUGAAAAUGUAUUCCCCCAUAAUAUCCUGUUUAUUUCAAACUGUAAUUUAGCUUAUGCUAUUUACAGUUUAAAUAAUUCUUUUGUUUUUGUUAUCCAAAGAACAGUUAAAGUUAGGUGUGUUAUUUUAUUUGGAUGAGUUUGGAAAUUUGAGUGACUAUUCAAAAAGUCCAAGUCUCAUUUAUUAAACAUUAACUUGUGCCUUGAUCCAUAUUCAAAAAUACUCUUGUCAACCUUUUGCCUUUGUGAUUGAUGUAUAUGCAAUAAAAAUUUAAGAUUAAAAUGCUAAAUAAGACACUGCAACUCAAGAAAAUAAACAGAUCUUUUGUUUUGGUGAGUGGUUAAAAUGUUAAUAUUAAUCAAGUUUCAUUGCUUUAUUAAUAUUCUUGUGAGCUAAGUUAUUAGGUAGUUUAAAUUUUGUUCUUGAUUAAAUGAAGUUUAAAGUUUACUCGGAUAUAAAAUUCUCUGUUUGUUGCUCAAAUUUUUAUUUUUGAGAAACGGUUAUUGUGUAUGGUGAUGUUUAAACAUUAUGUAGAACUUUGUUCUGUACUUUUAAUUAGUUUAAUACUCAAUUUUAAUUUAUUCAUUGUUAAAUGACUGUGAGCAGCUUGUUUUAUAAUAAGCUUUAUAAAUUUUCUUAUCAACGAAUGACCUAUAGUGAUUCAAUAUUUAUAUAUUUAUUCCCAUAUUUAAUGUAUGAUAUCUGACUGGGUGAAUUUUCAUAUUAUUUUUUUUUUAUUUUCACUUGUUAUACAAGUGUGUUUUAAUUAUUUUUCAUGACUAUUGUUAAAAGACCUUUAAAGAGACUAAGUUCAAAGCAACAAAGUGAUAUAAUUUCCGCUUUAGCCUUUUAUUUUUCCUUUGUUAUUCUUUGCAUUUAAUGUUUAUUGUACAGUUUCCAUUCAAUGAAUUACACAUGGUUAAUUUUUUCAAUCUCUUGGUAUAAGAAUACAAAGAGAAUUUCAACCUUUAACUAAAAAGCAAUUCAACUGUAUAGUCAUAAAUUACUUCGUAUGUUUUUAAUUGUUAAAAUCAUGAAAGUAAACUGUUCAUUUUUCAUGUGUCUUGUUAAUAAAUGUUGAUUUAAAAUCUAGUGAUAUUUUUUGCUAUGUACUAUUAUAUGCAAAUUUAUAAAUAUUGUCAGCAAUACAUUGAGAAUUUCACUGCGCGUUUGUACAUAUGAGAACUAAAUAGCAACAAAAAAUAAUUUAGGCUUUUAAUUUCCAUUUCAUUUUCCUUUGUGUUAUUCAUUGUUUUGUGUAUUUGAUGAAGUACCUUGAAACUGUUAUUGUGAGAAUGGAUUAUUAAAGUUGUCAUAUUUUCUG
Argiope bruennichi is the source of this 8612-nucleotide messenger RNA. Its product is annotated as transcription elongation regulator 1-like. The record is from RefSeq and is a predicted model, not a curated record. Bases 425 to 3724 code for a protein of 1099 amino acids. NCBI's taxonomy places the organism in Eukaryota, Metazoa, Arthropoda, Arachnida, Araneae, Araneidae. Gene Ontology annotation, cellular component: nucleus. Gene Ontology annotation, molecular function: transcription coregulator activity; RNA polymerase binding. The transcript is spliced from 2 exons.